Molecule: messenger RNA, 1981 nt
Organism: Nomia melanderi (Alkali bee)
Lineage: Eukaryota; Metazoa; Arthropoda; Insecta; Hymenoptera; Halictidae
Gene: Pgm1
Product: phosphoglucose mutase 1
Biological process (GO): carbohydrate metabolic process
Cellular component (GO): cytosol
Molecular function (GO): magnesium ion binding; phosphoglucomutase activity
Source: RefSeq, a predicted model, not a curated record
AUACUAUGCAGCAGACACAACCACCCGAUGGUUGCCGAAACGUGAGCGACCGGUAACCGUGCUCGCCUCGUUCCGAUUCGUUUCCAUGUCUUAAAAGCAUGCAUCUACGAAAUUUCUCGAUUAUAUUCUAAAGUUAAAAAUGCGAACGGAAGAAUCCGAUUCAUACCUGCAAAUAGGAACAUUCAGUUUCGUAAUUCAAAAUGUUUUAUUCAACGUUAUCGUUUCUAUUCCGUUGAGCUGCACAGCCUUUUCGAACAUGUCCGGUGCAGCGACGAGCAGAACCGUGGAGACCAAAGUGUACGAGGGCCAAAAGCCGGGUACCUCUGGUUUGCGGAAAGCUGUUAAGGUCUUCAUGCAAGAACAUUACACGGAAAAUUUCGUUCAAGCUAUACUCGAGGCGCUUGAUAAUCAGUUGGUCGGUAGCACGUUGGUUGUAGGCGGCGAUGGAAGAUAUUACGGCAAAGAGGCCAUUGGGAAAAUUAUCAGGAUCGCGGCGGCUAAUGGAGUGAAGAAGUUAAUAGUUGGCCAGAAUGGGAUAUUGUCGACCCCGGCAGUUUCUACUAUAAUAAGGAAAUAUAAUACUCAAGGAGGAAUUGUCCUGACCGCGUCUCAUAAUCCUGGUGGCCCUGAUGCCGAUUUUGGGAUUAAAUUUAAUUGCAAUAAUGGUGGUCCAGCCCCAGAUAACGUGACAAAUAAAAUUUACGAAAUAACCAAGCAACUGAAGAACUAUAAAAUUGCUCCUGAUAUAAAUGUAGACAUAGAUAAGAUACAGAACACUGUUGUUCAGGUUGAUGGACAUGACUUUACAGUUGAAGUGAUAGACUCUGUGAAUGAUUACUUAGAAUUUAUGAAAGAUAUCUUUGAUUUCUCGAGCAUUAAGAGUUUGCUUCAGGGAAGCAGUAGUAGACCUGCCUUUAAGGUUCUCAUUACUGGAAUGAAUGGGGUUACUGGGCCGUAUAUUAAAAGAAUAUUUAGCAACGAAUUAGGUGUUGAUAAUUCAAGUCUUGUUAAUACAACUCCAUUAGAAGACUUUGGAGGACUUCACCCUGACCCCAACUUAACAUAUGCCAAAGACUUAGUGAAUGCUGUAAAGAAUGGUCCAUACGACUUUGGUGCUGCUUUUGAUGGAGAUGGGGACAGGAACAUGAUUAUAGGCAAGAACGCAUUCUUCGUUACACCAUCUGACUCAUUAGCUGUAUUAGCUGCUAACUUAAACUCAAUACCGUACUUCAAGAAGACUGGUGUUAAAGGAUAUGCUAGAUCUAUGCCAACAGGUGCUGCUGUAGACAGAGUUGCAGCUAAAACCGGUGUUAAGCUUUUCGAAGUACCCACAGGCUGGAAGUAUUUUGGUAACUUAAUGGAUGCUGGGCAUCUGUCGCUCUGUGGUGAAGAAAGUUUUGGCACUGGUUCUGAUCAUAUUCGCGAGAAAGAUGGAAUAUGGGCGUGUCUUGCAUGGCUUAGCGUAAUUGCAAGUGUUGGUAAAUCUGUAGAAGAUAUAUUGUUAGAUCACUGGCAAAUAUAUGGAAGGAAUUUCUUCACUAGGUAUGAUUAUGAAAAUUGUGAGUCUGAAGGGGCAAAUAAAAUGAUGCAGUACAUUGAAACGACAAUUCAGAAGCCUGAAUUCGUUGGUUCAAAGUUGACAUCUGGAAGCAAGACGUAUGUUGUUAAAUUAGCUGACAAUUAUUCCUACGUAGAUCCUAUUGAUGGGAGCCAAGCCAGUAAACAGGGAUUGCGAAUACUGUUCGAAGAUGGUUCCCGUAUAAUAUACCGUCUGUCCGGUACUGGAAGUUCCGGUGCCACUAUUCGUGUGUACGUUGAUAGUUACGAAGAUGAUCCAACAUCUUUCAAGAAAGAUGCUCAAGAAGUUCUGAAAACAUUAGUUGAUAUUGCACUAGAGUUAAGUAAAUUGCGUGAAUACACCGGACGCGAUGCACCAACCGUAAUCACGUAAUGAGAAAUAAAUACUCGUUGUUGUUAACUU